Malania oleifera is the source of this 5516-nucleotide messenger RNA. Its product is annotated as transcription initiation factor TFIID subunit 1-like. Gene Ontology annotation, cellular component: transcription factor TFIID complex. NCBI's taxonomy places the organism in Eukaryota, Viridiplantae, Streptophyta, Magnoliopsida, Santalales, Ximeniaceae. Gene Ontology annotation, molecular function: histone acetyltransferase activity; TBP-class protein binding; RNA polymerase II general transcription initiation factor activity. The transcript has 19 exons. The coding region runs from base 239 to 5284 and encodes 1681 amino acids. Gene Ontology annotation, biological process: RNA polymerase II preinitiation complex assembly; transcription by RNA polymerase II. The record is from RefSeq and is a predicted model, not a curated record.
CUUGCUUUGCCCUUCCAAAACAGCGUUCAAAGAGAGCAUGGCAGCGAUAUUCUCGAGCAUUCUCUGAGGAAGAACAGCUUCCUCUUCUCCUUUCCGGGUCUUCUCGCUUAUUGCGGGCGGCAAGAGCAGUCAGCUGAAGGAUUUGAGCACUAAGAACCCAUUCUUUGUCUCGAUUUCCUCUGGUCCGUCUUCAUUUGUCAAGAACUACGCAAACUUAGUGUGGAGCUGGUGAGGUGACAUGGGUUACGAUUCAGACAGUGCAUCCCAGGAUGGCCGGGAUGAAGAUGAUGAUGAGGAAUAUGAGGAGGCUGGCGGCAGUAACCGGCUAUUGGGAUUUAUGUUUGGGAAUGUUGAUAAUGCUGGUGAUCUUGAUGUAGAUUACCUUGAUGAGGAUGCAAAGGAGCAUCUUGCUGCACUGGCUGACAAGCUUGGUCCAUCAUUGACUGCUUUAGAUUUGUCAGUAAAAUCACCACAAACUCUCACUGAUCCAACUGAACAAGAUUAUGAUGAGAAGGCGGAAGAUGCAGUUAAUUAUGAAGACAUUAGUGAGCAGUAUGAGGGACCAGAGACUCAAGCUGCUACCGAGGAGGACUAUUUGUUGCCCAAGAAGGAAUUUUUUUCUGCUGAAGCUUCAGUUACUACUUUGGCACAUACAACUUCGGUAUUUGAUGAUGAAAAUUAUGAUGAGGAUGAGGAGUUUGAAAGGGAACAUGAGAUGGGGGAUAACAAUUUUGAUGUUCAGACUGCUUCUAUAUCAGGUGAGCAGGCUAAGUAUAUUGCUAUUGGUACCAAAUCGCCCGAGGAGGAUUUGCAAGUUGAAUCUUUGGAAACGGAAAAGAUGGUUGGCAACUUGGCCAAUUUUCAAGAGGAACAUGAAGUCUUAGAUGAACCAUUUGACAAUCAAAGUUCCACAUCUCUGCCUAUUUUAUGCAUAGAAGAUGGAAUGGUGAUCUUAAGAUUCUCAGAAAUUUUUGGUACUCAUGAGUCGAAAAAAAAAGAGAAAAGGGACCAAACACAAAGAAUUCCUAAAGAGCGAAAUAGAUCUAUGGAUGCUUUUGAAAUUGUUGAAGAUGAUGAAGAGGCAUUUUUGAAGGGCUCUUGCCCAGGUUUUUCAGUUUUGAGACAGGCACAUGUAACUCCAGAUGAUAUUUUAGGCAUCAUGGGUGAUAAAACAGAGUUGGAAGAAUUUGGUGCUGUUCUGGGAGGUCCAGCAAUUCCUCAGCAAUUUGAUGGCCAGAGGAUGGACUCUUGUCGCAUUGCCCUGCCAAUGAAAGAAGAUAUGGCAGUGGAUUUGUCUGUGGCAGGGCAGUCUCCAUUUUUUCCUGAAUUUUAUGCUCUUGAUCAGCAAGAUUGGGAAGACGGAAUUAUCUGGGACAAUUCUCCUGCUGUGAGUGAUGGUUCAGCUGAGACUUACAACAUCAUUGGACUUGACUCUGAAACAUUGGUUAAUAAGAAUACUGAAUUGGUUUCUGAUUCAAGGUCACAAAAGAUUUUUUCGGAGCACCAAAUGGUACCUGAUGAGAAGGAUCAUAGGCUUUUUCUUUGUAGCUCAUCUGUUAAUCUGGAAUCCUUUGGCUCAAGAGAUCCAGGAAAUAUAAACUUGGCCUUCACAGAAAGCAGAUGUCAUCCCCAAGUUUUGAGAUUAGAUUCUCGAUUGGAAUUGGAUGAUAAAAAUCAUUCAGAUGCUAAAGGGAAUGCCACUGAAGGUCUGCACCAUAUUGAUUCCAUCAGGCAGUUUAGCAAGCUUACACUGCAAAAUAGAGACAUAUUGGAAGGAUCUUGGUUGGAAGAAAUAAUAUGGGAUCCACACAAACCUGUAGCAAAACCGAAGCUAAUCCUUGAUCUUCAAGAUGAGCAGAUGGUUUUUGAAAUUUUAGAUGGCAAUGAUUCUAACAAUUUUCAGCUUCAUGCUAGAGCAAUGAUUGUAACACGUUCCAUGAAGUCUGGAACUGGGGAUCCUUCCGAGUUGCCUGGUCAUGGAGGUCCAUCUGGUGGGCGUUUCAAUAUUGCUAAUGACAAGUACUAUUCAAACAGGAAAAUUUCUCAGCAGUUAAAGUCGCAUUCUAAAAAACGUGCAGCUCAUGGCAUCAAGGUUUUGCAUUCAAUACCUGCAGUGAAGUUGCAGACAAUGAAACCAAAGUUGAGCAAUAAAGAUGUUGCUAAUUUUCAUUGUCCAAAAGCUUUGUGGUAUCCCCAUGAUAAUGAGGUUGCAGUAAAGGAGCAAGGGAAGCUGCCUACACAAGGACCCAUGAAAAUUAUAUUGAAGAGUUUGGGAGGAAAGGGAAGUAAACUUCAUGUUGAUGCUGAGGAGACAGUUUCUUCUGUCAAAAUGAAGGCUUCUAAGAAGCUAGAUUUUAAAGCAUCAGAGAUUGUGAAAAUAUUUUAUUCUGGAAAAGAGCUUGAGGAACAGAAGUCAAUUUCAGAACAGAAUGUUCAACCAAACUCUUUGCUUCAUCUUGUGCGUACAAAGCUACAUUUAUUACCAAGGGCACAGAAGCUUCCUGGUGAGAACAAAUCUUUGCGCCCUCCCGGGGCAUUUAAGAAAAAAUCUGACCUUUCUGUGAAGGAUGGCCAUGUCUUCCUGAUGGAGCUUUUCCCCCACUCAACCGGGCCGCGAGAUAACCCACGCGGCCCACGCUCCAAGCAUCCGCGGGGGACACGGCCCCUCCCCAUCAGACUCCCGCCCGACGGCUCCUCGCGGCUCGAGAACCGGACCGCCGACCGCUACCACCGGAUCCACCCCACAGUCCGGAGACCGAAAGGCGGUCACCCCACUCCUAAGGGCCUCCCAUCCGAAGGAAUGGACGAACGGAGGAUACGAACCCGAACCCCGCCUCCGGUCGCGCGUCCGGGCAGGGAAAAUAUUGAGCGUCUGGAAAUAACUGGUGUUGGAGAUCCAUCUGGUCGGGGCCUAGGUUUUAGCUAUGUCCGUACUGCUCCACGGGCUCCAAUAUCAAGUGCAGUGAUGAAGAAGAAAGCAGCUGUUGGUCGAGGUGGUUCAACUGUCACUGGAACAGAUGCAGAUCUGCGUAGGUUGAGCAUGGAAGCGGCCCGAGAGGUUCUCCUAAAGUUCAAUGUUCCAGAUGAACAAAUUGCAAAACAAACUAGGUGGCAUCGAAUUGCUAUGAUACGCAAACUUUCCAGUGAACAAGCUGCAUCAGGGAUCAAGGUUGAUCCCACAAAUAUCAGCAAGUAUGCACGUGGUCAGAGGAUGUCAUUUCUUCAGUUUCAGCAGCAAACCCGAGAAAAGUGUCAGGAAAUUUGGGAUCGACAAACUCAGAAUCUUUCAUCCAUUGAUGUUGAUGAAAAUGCGAGUGAUUCUGAAGCAAACAGUGACCUGGAUUCCUUUGCUGGAGACCUAGAGAAUCUGCUGGAUGCUGAGUGUGAAGAAGGGGAAGAGGGUAACUAUGAAUCUAAGCAUGAUAAAGUAGGUGGUGUCAGGGGCUUUAAAAUGAGAAGGCACCAGUAUCUAGCUCAGGCAGAGGAAGAAAUUGAAGAUGAAGCAGCUGAAGCGGCAGAAUUAUGCAGGAUGCUCAUGGAUGAUGAUGAAGCUGAUUGGAAGAAGAAGAUGACGAUAAAAGCUGUCAGGGAGGAAGCAUUGUUAGGAGGAUCACAAUCAAGUUUUGGUUUUGAAACUGCAGGAUGGAUCAAGAAAUCUAGUGCAGCAGCCAAGCCAAUUUCCAGCAAAGCCCUGCCGGAAGGAUAUUAUGCACCGAAGAACAUUGUUGACCCAAAAAAUGUUGAAAGUCUUUUCCCUAAGAAGAAAAUGUUCAGAAAAGGAAAAACCAUGAAAAAGAAUGAUGUUGCACAUACUGGUUUAGUCCAUAAGAAAGUUAAAAUCAUGGCAGAUGGAGAUGGAGUUAAGAUUGUAAAGGAAAAAAAAUCAGCUAGAGAAACCUUCGUCUGUGGAGCUUGCGGUCAGCUUGGACACAUGAGGACAAACAAGAAUUGCCCCAAGUAUGGAGAAGACUUAGAAAUGCAGAACGAAAACAUAUACCUAGAGAAGGCAUCAUCAAAAUCCAAUCUUGUGGAUGCUUCUGCUCAGCCCCAGCAGAAACCUCUGAUAAAGAAGCUGAUACCAAAAGGCGCAACAAAAAUUGUUCUGGUAGAAGCAAAUGAAAGUGAGAAUUUUGGUUCGAAGCCAAAAUUUCUCCCAUUGAAGUUUAAAUGUGGUGGUUCUGAAAAUCCUGAUAACAUUGCACCCGUAAUUGCCCCAAGUUCUGAACGACCUGUUUCUUCUGAUGUUGAAACUGGGAAUAAGUCCACAGCUAAGGUUAACAAAAUAAUAAUUUCCAACAAGAUGAAACCUGAAGAAGUACAUAUUGAAUCCCAUAAACCCUCCAUCGUGAUACGGCCACCAGCUGAAAUUGAGAGAGAUAUGCCUCGGAAGAAAAUUGUGAUUAAACGACCAAAGGAGAUUAUUAAUUUAGACCACUUCAAUCAUGAAGGAAGUGCUGGUCCUGAGUUCAGGAAGACUAAGAAAAUCGUGGAACUGUCGAAGCAUGGAGAGCAGAACAUGUUUGUGGCUGAGGUAACAAAGAGGAAAGCUAGAGAGGAUAAAAGAUGGUGGGAAGAGGAAAAGAAGAGAAGACAUGCUGAGAGACAGAGAGGAGACAGAGCUAGGAAGCAAUAUGAAGAAGAGAUGAGGAUGCUAGAAGAACAAGACAGGCUAGCUGAGAUUAGAAGAUAUGAGGAAGCCAUAAGAAGAGAGAGGGAGGAGGAAGAACACCAAAAAGCAAAGAAAAAGAAGAAAAAGAAAAGGCCUCAAAUGAAAAAUGACUAUUUAGAGGAUUUCAGGUCAAGAAGAAAUGACAGAAGAUUGGCAGAAUGGGACCAAACUGCAAAAAGGAGACCUGUCUUUGAGUUGGGAAGUUAUAGUUCGGACUGUGGACCCCCAACGAAGCGCCGCAGAGGAGGAGAGGUUGGGUUGGCAAACAUCCUAGAGAGAAUCGUGGAGAGCCUAAAAGAUGCAUAUGAGGUAUCCUAUCUCUUCUUAAAACCUGUGUCCAAGAAGGAAGCUCCAGACUACCUGCACAUCAUUAAGCGUCCAAUGGAUCUGUCCACAAUAAAGGAGAAGGUGAGGAAGAUGGAGUACAAGAGCCGAGAGGAAUUUAGGCAUGAUGUCUGGCAAAUUUCUUACAAUGCCCACGAGUAUAACAUUGGACGCAACCCAGGUAUUCCUCCCCUAGCAAAACAGCUUUUGGAGCUUUGUGACUACUUGUUAGAAGAAUACAACACCAGCUUGACUGAAGCUGAAGCUGGUAUUGAAAAUAGCAACACUUAGGGAUAGAAUGUAGUUAGAACUAAGAUCAUUUUUUUUUUAUAUCACAAUCCCAGUUUGGUACAACAUUCCACACCCCCCGCCCCCCCUGUAGAUUGGGGAUUACAGUAGAGGGAGAGGGCUUCGGGCUUGGCUUAUACAUGUAAGUCUUUCAAAACAUCGAGUUGCCUCUUUUUUCUUUCCCUUUGUACAUAUUUAUGUUGAUCUAUGAAAUAAAAGGUUUCUGUUUGAAAUA